This is a messenger RNA of Schizosaccharomyces octosporus yFS286, 2052 nucleotides long. Its product is annotated as transcription factor. Lineage: Eukaryota; Fungi; Ascomycota; Schizosaccharomycetes; Schizosaccharomycetales; Schizosaccharomycetaceae. The coding region runs from base 1 to 2052 and encodes 683 amino acids. The record is from RefSeq and is a predicted model, not a curated record. Gene Ontology annotation, molecular function: DNA-binding transcription factor activity, RNA polymerase II-specific; zinc ion binding. The transcript has a single exon. Gene Ontology annotation, biological process: regulation of DNA-templated transcription.
AUGGAAAACAACUUUCACCCCGACAAUUUCCGUUUUCUGGAAUCCCAGGGUUCUCUAGAAAGAUCUGAUCCACCUCACAACCCCAUAGGCAGAAAUGAUUUCGAUGAACAAUUUUACUGGGUAAACCAACAUAUGAGGCACCUAUGGACUCAUUCUAACCCUCCUACCUCGACUUCUGGUACCACAUCAACAACUGAUACGCCCUAUGGUACUUUCCAACACUCCUUCCACCCGCUGAACCAUACCAUUAAUAACGAAUCUAUUGCUGACAAUUCUGUCUCUCCGCAUCUCAAUCCUUUAUCUCAUCCUACCGGCAUUCUUGAAAGCAUACCUAACUCUGAGCCUCAACCGUUGUCUGAUAUAGCUUCGGUGCAUCCUUCAAGCGACCGUUCUAUGGCACAGCCUUCGAAUACCCUUGAUCCAUUAACUUAUAUGGACGAUCAAUCAUUUGCUGAGAAAAAUGUAAAUGCAGAACAUCCCAACCAUCCUUCGAUGUUCUCUUGCCCAUCGUCAGCGAACAAUAUCAUGAGCGAACCUUUUGAAAAUGCUAGUUCAGUUCAACCAUUCGAACCUCCCUUGGAUCAAUCAUUGUUGCAGGAUUGCACUCCAUUAUACCGUGUUUGCUCUGCUCCUGAUCCUCCUACAAUUUCGAAUAAACCGUCAGUGAAGUCUUCAAGCGUUGAAAAUCAAUCGUCUUCAACAUCCAACGCUUCUCCGGAAUUUCGAAGUUUGAAAACAUCCUCCGGUUCUUCAAACUUGGGUGCUUUUGAAAAAGUAAAAGAAAAGCUGGGUGAAGUAAAGAAAAAGCGUCAACAAACUAAGCAUGCUUGUGCAAAAUGCCAGAGAGACAAUAAAAAAUGUGACGAGUCUCGUCCUUGUAUACGUUGCCGAAAAACAGAAUGUGAAGAUCAGUGUAUAGACAUUCCUCGCAAAAAACGUCCAGUGGGAAUGAAACGGGGCCCUUACAAAAAAGGUAAUAAUUCAAAUGCUUCUGCGCGACGUACCGAUCAAGAAGCUUUUACGUUAUCACAGAUAAAAAAGCCUAAUCGAAUGGAUGAACCAUUAAUUAUCCAACCUUCUGAGAAAGUUCGGAGCAACAAUGAACCAUCUCGGGCGAAUACCUCGCAAGACGUUCCUUAUAUUGAAUCUAACAAAGAAAGCGAUUGGCAAAAAUCUCGAGUACGUAGCUAUACAAAUCCUGUUGGAAGUGCUGAAAAUGUUCAUUAUCGAUUACCUGAAGCUCUUCGGCUAUAUCAGCAGGACUCUUCAUCUGUAACAGAAUGCACGCCCUCAAAAAUGGAAGUUGAAUACUCUGAACUUUCCAUCCCGCCGGAUUUUUCAGCCUAUACCAUGCAUACGUUCCCACCUCAGCCUAUGAAUUCAGCGAUUCCCAGAACCGAUGAAUAUGUGUCUCAGUCAUGGCCUAUACAUGACUCAUCCAUUGCUCCACAUCAUUUGGUGCCUCACGGAGAAUAUGAGCAUCCUCCUGAAGUAAAAAUGGAAGACGAAAGCCAUCCGCUGAGGGAGAAUUCUCAGAGCGGCAAUGAUCCAUUGCAUCCUUCCUACCAACAUAUGAGUUACGAGAAUAGCCAUAUCCAAGAAGCCGAGCCAUAUGCUAGCACUCACUCUAUGUUUGAUGGAAUGAACCAUCUUGACAAUGCCGUCUCCAACGAUUCAAGUUAUUCACCUCAUGAUACAAAUCUUACUUCUCCAUACAAACCAGAACCACAAACUGCAUUACCUGAAACACAUUAUCCUUUUCUCCGUGGCAGAAUACAUUCCUUUUCCAUCGCUGCUGAUUCACCUCAUCAUCUCGUAGAGCGUCCUUGCCUUCAUUGCCUCGGCGUGACCGAGAAUCCCAACGAACAUGCAAACUUGGCAGAUCUUCGUGAUAGGCAACAGCGAGAAUUGGAAUUUACUUCUAUGUUACUGUUUCAUGAUCACCCUUCAUAUCACGCUAGACCCGACUUGAAUUUUCACGAAGUCCUGCAUCCUGAACAAUUCGCAUACCCCAAUCUUAAUCAUGAUCAUGGCGACAAUUAUGAUUAUUGA